Molecule: messenger RNA, 3313 nt
Organism: Prinia subflava (tawny-flanked prinia)
Lineage: Eukaryota; Metazoa; Chordata; Aves; Passeriformes; Cisticolidae
Gene: YIPF6
Product: Yip1 domain family member 6
Exons: 7
Coding region: 87-779 (230 amino acids)
Biological process (GO): endoplasmic reticulum to Golgi vesicle-mediated transport
Cellular component (GO): membrane; trans-Golgi network
Source: RefSeq, a predicted model, not a curated record
GCCAUGGACGCCGCCACGGCGGCUGCGGGUGACGCGGCGGCGUGCGGUGAUGACGUCAGAGCCUCCACGUCGCCGGGGCGGCCAAGAUGGCGGCGGCGGAGGGGAGCGGGUCUGGGGGGACGCUGUUCCCAGGUCUGGCAGAUGUGUCCAUAUCCCAGGAUAUUCCAGUGGAAGGGGAGAUCACUGUCCCUGUGGGAUCUAGCUCUCCUGAUGAGGAUUACUCCACACUGGAUGAGCCAGUCAAGGACACAAUUAUGAGGGACCUGAAGGCUGUUGGGAAGAAGUUUGUCCAUGUCAUGUAUCCCAGGAAGAGCAGCGCGCUCCUCAGAGACUGGGAUCUGUGGGGCCCAUUGGUGCUCUGUGUCUCCCUGGCUCUGAUGCUGCAGGGUGGCUCUGCAGACAGCAAGGAUGACGGAGGGCCCCAGUUUGCCGAGGUCUUUGUCAUCAUCUGGUUUGGGGCCGUUGUCAUCACACUCAACUCGAAGCUUCUGGGAGGGACCAUCUCCUUCUUCCAGAGCCUGUGUGUGCUGGGCUACUGCGUGAUGCCGCUGACCGUGGCCAUGCUGGUGUGCAGGCUGGUGCUGCUGGCGGGCGCGGGCACCGUCAGCUUCAUCAUCCGCCUCAUCGUGGUGGGGACCAUGUUUGGCUGGUCCACCUUGGCAUCUACGGCGUUCCUGGCGGACAGCCAGCCCCCCAACCGCAAGGCGCUCGUUGUGUACCCCAUCUUCCUCUUCUACUUCGUCAUCAGCUGGAUGAUCCUGACCUUCACCCCUCAGUGAGCACCAUCCAGAGGGACUGGUACACGGACUGGACUUUUUUGUGGAGGCUGCAGUGAAUCCUUGGCUUUAUCUCUUUCUAAUUUAUAUAUAGGGAUACUGUAAAAAGGCAGGUUGUGGGAUAAAGCCAGAGAGCUCCAAAAAGUGCUCAUUUGUGUGUCCCUCUUUGUGAAAGAUACUGAGGUCCAGCUGCUGAGGGGUUUAUUUAGCUCUGUUCUGUAGUGGUGUUAAAUAAACAAUGCCCACUGGGACAGGGAUUGUUUCCUCUGAAGAGAGAGCGGGAGAUCCUGGAUUUUCAAGCUGUUGAAGUUCUCACGACUUGGCAGAUUUCCUGCCUGUGCUUGGAUUCUCACUGAAGAUAAAAAUGCCUUAUCAAACCAUAGAACUUCACUGCAAUGAUGUGUGGAGAGGAAAGAGAUGCGUCUGACUCCUUUUCAUUCCCUUGUAGAGUGGUGGGAUGCACACCCAGGGCAUUGUGGGACUGGGACUUUCCCAGGAAAGGAGAGUUCAGUGAAAACUCUGUUGGGUCCGUUUGCGGGGAAUAGGGGGUGGUGGCAUGGAAUUGCUUUUGCCCAUAUCCAUGUAUGGUGUGUGUCCAUCCUGUCAUGUGGCAGGAAAGAGGGUUCCAGCUUGGUGCCUUCAGCAUUGCAUCCAUGAGGGGACUGGUCUCACUGCAAGUUACAGAUCUGUGACCACAGGGAACAAAGCUCAGAGUCCUGCAGAAAUGCUGAGACUGCUUUGUAGCAAGAGACUGGGCUCUCUGCAUUUGGGAAGUGAAAAUUCCUUGGAAAGUACCAUGAAUAUGUAUGUAUGAUAACAAGGGGUUCUGUGCAGGAAGUUGGGGUUUUGCUGCACAGGCUGUUUGGGUCUGAAAAACCAUACCGGGGCUUGGCCCCCAAAGUGUUAAAACAGCUUAAAGGAAGGGAAGUAAAUGGUACUAGAGGUGUUGGAAGUAGGAUGUGAAUUCUGCUCUCACCUGCCUCUGUGUCUGUUCCUUUGGUUGUUUAUGGGGAUAGCAAAAAAAUAUGUGCAAAUGUGCAUUUAUUCCGUUGUACUUCUCAUGCAAUGUCAGACACUGUUUUGUGGGUUGUUUUGUGGGGUUUUAAUUUGCUUAAUACUUAAUGAAAGGGAGGGGCCUCCCCCAGUCACUGCAAGUUCAUUGUGUACCUCUCCUGGGUACAGGUGUGCGAGGGUCAGGUGUCUUGGCACAGACAUUGGGAGCUGGGAUUUCCUUUUGCAAACUACAGAAAUGAUUCCUGUUGUCUGUUGUUCUCAGUCAGCAAUCCAUGAAAUAUCCGGGGUGAAAAACCUGCUGUAAAAUGUCCUUUUUCCUACAUUUGUGCAGACAGACUGAAACUGAGGUCUGUGGGUUCUGCUGAGGUGCGAGUGUGCCUAAUUUCUAGUUAAAUGUGCAAGAGCAGUCUGCUGUAAACACUGGUGGUGGGUGGGAGUUGGGAUGGAAAUUGCUGAAUUUCAGAUUAAAAGUGCAUUUUUGCAUUUGUGGAUAACGAGCUGCUAUGUGUGGCUGUGGCACCAAGAGGCUGGAGGAGAGCUGUGGUGGUUUGUAGACACAGGAACCAUGGAAAGGGGAAUUUUAAAGCUUCCAUUAAAUUAUUGCUGGUAUGAAAUGUAGUUUUUCUUUCAUUUAAAUGUUAGUUCUGCUUUUUGAAGCUGAAAAGAAAUAUUCAAGGGAAGUGGAUGGUAAAGCUGUUGCUGACUAUGGUGGGAUUCCUUGAGUUGAAUCUUUCUGUCCUACAAGAAUUUAACCACACUGUCAAAGAACUGCUUGGAUUCUCUCUGGGUUUGUGACUUGAGCUGCUGUUCUGUCUGAAGGAUAAUUGGAGUAGCAUUUAAUCGCUCCGGUAAUAUUUUGAAUUUUUUACAUGACUUCAGAAAGUCAAAAAGCCCAAACUAGGGCUUGUUCCUCAGCCACCCCUGGAGGUCCUGCAGAGCCCCUGCUGUGACAGAACCAGUUGGUCCUCAGCGAGAGGGUGGUCCCAAAGCCAGUGGGACAUGGGCACUUUAAAGACAACCAAACCAUUUUGGUUCGGGGAAACAAGAUGCCUCGAGCUUCUUUGGUACUUGCAGAUGCCUAAAAUUAAUGCAGCUGACUGACAGUCCUUUAAAGUGCUGGUGUCACCUGGGAGUGCUGAGUGCUCCCUGAAUAUCCCUCGUCCUGUCCAGCCAGGUGUGCAGCACACCCCUCCCAAGGGCCUUCCAGGGAAGUGAUGCCUGUCGCCACAACAGAGAGGUUUAAUUUGUGCUGGAAAUGUCUGUGGUGAGAACUGUUGUGCUUUCCAAGGGGAAAGGCCUUUCCUUCUUGGCUAAAGCUGCUGGGGAUGGGCGGCAAGGAGAAACAGCUGUGUUGCCUAUAAUGGAGUGCUUGAGAGAACUGCUCUGCAGAGAAAUGGCUGAUCUUCCAGUGCACAAACCAGGCGUUCUUUCCUACUAGGAUUUUUUUUUGAUACUGUUUAUCAGUAGAAGUUGUUGUAUAUGUUUAAUUUUGAUGUAUUUAAUACAAAUAAAAAGGAAAAGAA